Oryzias latipes (Japanese medaka) is the source of this 3002-nucleotide messenger RNA. RefSeq names its product interleukin-1 receptor type 1-like. NCBI's taxonomy places the organism in Eukaryota, Metazoa, Chordata, Actinopteri, Beloniformes, Adrianichthyidae. Gene Ontology annotation, molecular function: interleukin-1 receptor activity. The record is from RefSeq and is a predicted model, not a curated record. Gene Ontology annotation, biological process: signal transduction.
CCUCUAGAGUCAGUGGUGGCUUUCCUCUCAGAGCUCUGUGGUGCAGAGAAAACCCCUCUCAUCCUUCCGUCUGUAGCUGCCUCAGCAUUUCCUUCGUAAAGCCAUGAACUUAAGUUUGACGAUAUCAAAACUCCUAGUUUUUCUGUGGACGACAUGGACGCGUGCAGAGAUCCCACAGAAUAACUGCACCAACUACAAGCUGCAGUUUGAGCGGGUUUUCUCUGUUCCUGGAGAUGUGGCCAUGCUGAACAGCACCCUGGUGUCUCCGAACGUGUUCGACUACACAACUGUGCCGUACAACAUCACAUGGUACAACUUGAAAACAGGAGAAGAGAUGAGCAACCUGACCUACAAAGUCUUAGUUCUGAAGGAGACCUUGUGGUUUCUUAACGUAACACUGGAGGACGACGGGGAAUAUGUGACCAUCCUGAGAACUCCUUCUCGGUGCUACAUGCAGUCCGCUAAGCUGGUGGUGGAAAAGCGUGUUUCUGGAGAAUGUGGAAAGCCGCUGAAAGCUGAGCAGGAGCUUGAUGCUGGAGUGGCGGGCACACUGAACUGUCCCCUCAUGGAUUAUAUUAAAAAACUGAAAGGCUACAACAUUUCUUCUACAAUCACAUGGUUCAAGGACUGUGACCGCAUAUCUGAUGAAACAGAGAAGUACAAAUACAGGGGCAGGACCAAACUGAACAUUGAUGAGGUGGAUUCCAACCACAGUGGCCUUUACACCUGCACCCUCAGGUUCACUCUGGGUGGCGUUGUUGGAUCCGUGUCGGAGACCAUUCAUGCAACAGUCAAAGAUGAGGAGUAUUCUGUUCCUCAUAUAAUUGAACCAGCCAAUGAAACCAUCAAAGCACAGAAGGGGUCCAGUUUCACCAAGAAGUGCCUGGCGUUUGUGCCUAAAACCGGACAAUCGGUAGAUCCUAUUUGGUAUGUCCGAGACUUCAAAGCCAGCAACAAAACUUCAGAACGGAUCUAUGUGUCAGAGAAAAGUUCCAGGAGGUGUGAUGCCCCUGCAGGGUUGUUGGUUGAAAGGCUGCUGAUUUUCUCGGAACUGAGGGAAGACGAUUUCAACCUCAACUACACGUGUCUGGUGCAGAGCUCCAGAGUCCAACCCCCGGCGUAUUUUACUUUGAUUCCAGCCGAACCAGACGUAAUCUUUCCAGUUGGAUGUGUUUUUGGGAGUCUGAUACUUUUGUUCAUCAUAUGUGUCACGAUCUACUACACUUUUAAGAUCAGCAUUGUCCUGUGGUUCAGAGAAACUUUCAGCAUCUUUUACACAGAUAAAGAUUUGGAUGGAAAGCUGUAUGAUGCCUAUGUGGCGUAUCCACAGCCACAGGCUGCUGGGUUCAGUGAGGAAAUUGAGAAGUUCGCUCUACACACACUGCCUCAAGUGUUGGAGGAUUCUUGGGGCUACAAAGUCUUCAUUGAAGGUCGUGAUGGGCUGCUUGGCCAGUCCAUGGUGGACUCUGUGGAGGAGAACAUCCAAGCCAGUCGCUGCUUCCUCCUGCUCUACUCCGCCUCCACCUUCAUCUGCAAACAAGAAACCAACGGCACCUGCAGCAACCGCAUCUGCAAAAGCAGAGACACAGUGAACAAGACCUCAAGCCAGGCCUGUGGGGACACAAGUGAUAAAGUGUGCACAGACACCACGCAGCACUUUGAAUGUGUGGCUGCGAUGCACAGAGCACUGCUGGAAGGGUCCCUGAAGGUGGUUCUGGUUGAAUUAGAGGAGAUCUCCUCCGACCAGCUUGCUCUCCUCCCAAAGUCAGUGCAGCACCUGAGGAAGAAGCAGGGAGCUGUGUGUUUGUGGAAGACUGUGACGAAGAGCACAAGACGGAGGACGUGUUUGAGGACAGAGGAAGAUGAAGAACGAGGGAGCAAGGACUCUCAUUUGUCAGCAUCUCUCUGCCCCUCCUCCAGGUUUUGGAAGGAAAUGAGGUAUCACAUGCCAGUCAAGGGCAGGAGGCGGGAAUCCAGGGAAAACUGCUCUGUUGGUGGAGGUCAUGGAGACGUCCGGCACCCAAACCCCACGAUUCUUAAUGUUUAUAACACCAAAACCAAUUAACCAAGGAGCAAACAAAAAAUAACGUGCUGACGUGAGACAUUUGCAGAUAACAGACAAACUGCAUCUAAAAGGUGCCGCAAAAAUAAUACUUCCAAAGCUCUGCAAAGGCAAAUUUACUGGAAAUGUGUGUGUGGUUUUUGAAUUUUGUCAAUUUUUUUAUUUAUGAUUAUUCUUUUGAUUUAUAGCUAAUUUAUUGCAUUCUUCUUCUGGGGGUUUUUCGCAGCCCUGAUUCUCAAUAUGACAAAAUAAUUUGAUUGGAGUCGUUGAUAAUUCAUCUUUAAAGGAGCAACCUCAAUAAGCACUGAGAUCGAUCUCUCUCUCUCUCUCUCUCUCUCUCUCUGCAAAAGGAUUCAAAAUGUUUCUUGCCUUCUUUUUAAAUUGUAGUGGUAAAAAAUGCCACAUCAAAUCCAUUUUCAUAUUAAAUUUAGUAUGUAUAUGUUCUGAAUUAGGAGUUUGUUUCUUUAAAUUUACUGCUGCUAUAAUUUAAGCGAAAACAAAUGAAAAUAUUAUAUCAAAAAUCCAAAUCUGUGAAAACAUCAACUUAUUUACUUAUUUAAACAAAUUUCAAGUGUGAAGGCUCAGCUUCCAUCAGGCAGUGCUAUUAGGUUCAAUCUAUUUUGUACUGAGGUCAGAACAUUUCUGGACUUUUGACAAUACAAUACUUUUUAGUAUAUUUUUUCACAAAUUGUUUUAUGUUUGAUCACUAAAUAACGUUUUCUGUGUUGAAUUGUGUGCCUUCGUGUGUGCAUGCAUCCUCUGGACCUGCAUCCAUGGUUUGUUCUUUUUGCAGAGCCAGGUUUCACUUUUUGUCAGAGCUGUGCAGUUGACCUCAUUUACCUUUUAGUGGUUAUUGUUUUCAUUCCUCUUCAAAACCUGUGUAACCUCUUGAACAUUAACCAGCUUCAUUGAAAUAAAGUGAUGAUACCUGGAGUGCAAA